Molecule: messenger RNA, 1758 nt
Organism: Cyprinodon tularosa
Lineage: Eukaryota; Metazoa; Chordata; Actinopteri; Cyprinodontiformes; Cyprinodontidae
Product: heat shock 70 kDa protein 12A-like
Exons: 4
Coding region: 1-1758 (585 amino acids)
Molecular function (GO): ATP-dependent protein folding chaperone; ATP binding
Source: RefSeq, a predicted model, not a curated record
AUGGGUGACGGAUUUAUCAUAGCAAUAGAUUUUGGGACAACAUUUAGUGGAUAUUCCUUUAAUAUCAGUGCUAGAGAGGAAGAAAGUGAGCCUUACUUGAAAAAAUGGGGAAAAGAGUAUGGAUUUGACACCCCAAAGACUCCAACCUGCAUUUUAUUUAAAGAAGAUAAAAAAUUUCUUAGUUUUGGCUAUGAAGCCCAAAUGAAAUACAAGGAAAUGAGGGGAGCAGAAGCAAAGAGACAUUAUUUGUUUGAAGACUUUAAGAUGGACCUCUACAGCAAAAAACUCAGCAGUAAUCUGAAGAUUAAAGAUGCCAGCGGGAAAUCUAUGAAGGCACUAAAGGUUUUCUCAGAGUCCCUGAGAUUCCUGAAGGAUGAUGCUCUGGCUACCAUCAUUGCCAACACAGGGGGGAGGAAGUUCAUUAUCUCUGACUUCAUCUGGGUCCUGACUGUUCCUGCUAUCUGGGAUCCUUCAGCCAAACAGUUCAUGAGAGAAGCUGCAAAACAGGCAGGUAUUGUAACAGAACAAGAUGAGGGGAAACUGAUUAUUGCUCUGGAGCCAGAAGCUGCUUCUAUCUGGUGUAAGAAGCUUCAACCAGAUGAUUUCUCAAAGAACCAGAGCAGAGAGUCACUGGAUCAGUCUCCAGGGACUCGGUACACUGUUGUGGACUGUGGAGGAGGAACUAUUGAUAUGACUGUUCAUGAAGUGCAGGAUGGAGGAGCCCUGAAAGAGCUGCACAAGGCCACUGGAAACAAUCUAGGAGGACAAACUGUGGACAGAAAAUUUAAACAAUUCCUGAAAGAAAUACUCCCUGAUGGAGUUUGGGAUGAAUUUGAACAAAACUUUCCAAGUUCAGCCCAGAGAAUCAUUUAUGAUUUUACUUGUCUCAAGCAAACAGAUAAAGAUAUUCAGCUCAGCUGCCCAUUCAUACUUGGAUCAUUGGCUAAAGAAAAGUCAGGAACAGAAAACUUCAUAAAGCCAGAACUUGGUGCUUCCUGGGAUGGUGAAUACAUCAAAAUCUCUCAAGACAAACUGGAGUCUUUCUUUGAAGAAAGUCUGGAGGGCAUCACCCAGAAUCUGAGGGAUAUCUUUAAACAUUGUCUAAACAUUGAUUACAUUCUGUUAGUUGGGGGAUACGCUCAGAGCGAAAUACUGCAGCAGCACAUUAUUGAUCAGUUUGGACAUCAGUGUAAGGUUCUGUGUCCUUUCAGAGCCCAGGAAGCGAUUGUGAGGGGAGCUGUAGAGUUUGGUAGAAACCCACAGGUUGUUAUUUCUCGUAAAAGUUCCUUUACUUAUGGAUUUGCUGUUUGUGAGAAGUUUGAUGAGAGGAAACACAAGGAAGAAAAGAAAUUUACAGCAGGAGGCGUGGAAUACAGUAGAGAUAUUUUUAGUAAAAUGGUGGAAGAAGGUGAGGAUGUUGGAUCAGAGGAAACCAGAGAGUUCCUUUGUUCUCCAGCUAAAGCAGAUCAGAGAAACAUGACAAUGAGAUUCUACAGCUCACUUCGAAAAGAUCUAGUGUAUGUAGAUGAUUGGGGAGUGGAUGAAGUUGGUUCAUUCACUGUAGAAAUCACUAGAGGGUGUAAAGUCAAACUGGAAAUAAAGUUUGGCUCAACAGAGAUAACAGCUACAGGAACCAACCUGAUUAGUGGAGAGAAGCAAACAGUCAAAAUAGACUUCACAACCACAGACAGAGAAUGUGUCGUUGAUGAGGCAGAAGAUGAAAACAGUAAUGGAUCUAGUAAUACUAUAUACUGCUAG